UCUUUUCAGAACCAACACUACUCAAAAGAGAUUUUCACAUCGUGUUAACCACAAACGUCACCUAAUUAUCACAAAAUUCCAUUUUCGUAACCGAUCAACUUUUUCGAUACAAGCACACGACCAUCUUUAUCCUCAAUACAAUCAUGGCAGAGGUAAUGUUCGGAGUACAAUCAUCUGAAAACACGGAUACUUCACCGGUACCCUCAAGUCAAUUGGCUGAUAAGGAGGAUGAAGACUGGUACCCAAGGAAGAUUCAGCCCUUGCCACGCUCACUUGUCAUAACCCUCUGCAUUUUGGGUUUAUGGCGACCCAGGAGGGAUGCCACCAGAAAACGGAGGGCAAGUAGUCAAGAAUGGCCAUCAUGCCCCCAGCCAUUAUGCCCCCAGGAAGCAGCACACUUCCAGGCUGGUCGAACCAGGACAAACUCCACCACUGAACUUAUUGGCUACCCACCAAGUGCCACGAACAACAACUACGGAGCGACAGAAACUCUCCAUGGGGUGUCGAGCUGUAGUACAACAACUGUUGAAACCGAUGACAAAUUAGGCUUGGAUCACAUGCACUGCAACAUAUGCAGAGAUGAAUUUGGAAAUGAGCUGAGCCACGAGUCAUCAGCGGCAAAGACCAAGUUCUACCUUGUGCGAAUGUUGAUGCUCCUUUAUCUGGUCAGCAUGUCUGGAUUAAUGCUGUAUGACUUUGUCAUCUACUGUAAGUUCGGCUGGGGUAAACGUGCGAGCACACUACUCCUAGUGUCAUACUUCACCUAUCUCUUCCAGGUCUUUGUGGUUCCAAUAUUUGGUCUGCUAUCGGAACUCAUGACCUUCCUUCAGACGGGGUCAAACUCCAGUGGUAUAUGGGCUGCUCUACAAACGAACUACAUCUUAGAAAGAAUUCAAUACCUCAGAGGGAAUUGUGUCCUAUCCUGUGUGACCUGUGGACUGUUUCUGAUCUGGCCGACAGGUAACGGCGUGUUGAGAAUCAUCUAUGACUAUGUCUAUCGCCCGAAUGGAGAUGCUCAUGCUAAUAUAAGCCUCUGGUGUGCCCUUGUGUCCUACAUCAUGUAUGGCUUCUUUUGCUUUCUCAUUUACAUCGAACGCAAGUCCUUCCAGAGUGAGUUCCGCGUGGUGGCACACUUUGUGGCGAGUAAGGCACCGAAGGGAAUGCUUUUCAUCGACUUGUGUAGGGACCAUUUAUCGGCAGUCUACCAGCGAUUCCGCGUGAUGCGGGAUUUCGUCGGGAUCUGGAUGGCGUUCACAAUGGCUGUAGCGACUUGGGGCAUCACAGCUCACCUCACUUGGAACUAUGUCAUCUUCACAUAUUGUGACGUCAGCCACGACAGUGACAAUGUCGGACUACCUUUACUCAACGUGCUCAUCUGGUCACAGAAAAUCAUGUUCUUUGUUCUGCCUUCACUGGCUGUAGGUGGGUUGAAUAUUGACUAUGUGUGGAGGGAGUUCAGGUAUAUGAUGGUGAGACAUCAACGCCACUGUUACUCCGUCUUCUGGUCUCACAUCAAGACACAUAUGGGGGAUAUCAAUCUCUUCGCUAAAGGGUUGAGGGCUACUCUACUCUUCUCUGCGUUAGGGUUGUUUCUGGGUCUGGAACUGAGCAAUGAAUCGCAGAAUGUAGCCUUUUGGAAUGGACCUGGGGAGUACAACCUGACUGUUUUCUGUACACAUCAGUGAUGUGGAUGGUACGUUAAUUACAAAACUGGUUGGGGUAAGGCUGGGUUGGGGCAAGCCGCUAAUGAUCUGCCGCAAUACUGGUUGGGGCAAGGCUGGGUUGGAGCAAGGCGUUAAUGAUCUGCCACAGUGAGAUAAUCGAGACGUGGUGGUGGCAUAAUGAAUCAGGUUUCCGCGAUCGAAUACUGCUCUCGCAAGAUCGCUGCUCUCGCAAGAUCGCUGCUCUCGUCCAAAGCUGCUGGUUGUGGACUAUCAUGGGACUGUAGUCGUGGGAGCAGUAGUCUCGCAGGGGGCAGCAGUCUCUCGAGAAUACUUCCAGUGUCGCAGGAAUUGCAGGGAGAUUCGGAAUCGCGCAGGGGAGAGAGAGUCAGAAUGCUUUCACCACGGCAGACAUUUAACGACUUGUCCACAAGUGAGUGCAUUCCAGGUAUGGGGAGCCAAAUGAGAGAAGGUGUGACUUGAAGCAGACUUGAGAAGCUUGACAGAGUUAGGUUCCAUGAGUCGCAAGUAGUGUCAAAUGCUGAGCAAAGGCUUGAGCGGCCAGACCGGUGGAGAAACAAGCACAUUCAUACACUUUUAUGCUUAUUUCAAUUUGACACAUCACAAUAAAGAUUGCUGUAUUUUUUUAGAAUAUUUGUUUUUUCUUUUGUUUAAAUGGUAUUGGUAUUUCACAUCAACAAAAAGAGUGCAGCACCAGCACGUAAACUUGGGUGUCACAGAUUCGAUUCCGGCUCUAGUCAAUUUUUGUUUGUUCAACUCAAAAUUUAGUCACCAGUUUCUGUAAAUUACUUGAUAUGCAAACAGAAAGUAAGUUUCAGAUUUCAACAUAACAAAUCAUUAAUUUGUUUUUGUGUGCCAGUUUACACUGAUGUGUAUUUUAAAAGUACUGUAAGUUGAAAAUAAAAAGUAAAAAGUCAACAACCUUUGCCCUGCUGAAGGGAAUGUCUCACCACAAAACCAAGCUAGCCCGGUGGCUAUGCAGUCGUGGCAAGUCUCUGUCAGUGACUAAUUGAGUCCCAACUAUCACAGAUUUGUUAUUUUAUGCACGUGGUGGGAUACACCAUGUGAGAAUACUGGUCUUUGACAAAUAACAAAAGUGUCCAGUGCCUUUAAGUUGGUAGGUUAAGGGUGGAGUUAGGAUGUUAGAAAUUUUGGAAAGGGGUGAAUGUGUGUGAUAUACAUGGAUGUGUAAAUACUUAGUAACUGAAAAGAAAAGAGGUUAAUUUUGAGGCAUUUUGAACACUUUCAAAUCAGCAUUUAUUUGCAAUUAGUAACGUGAUACAAAAAAUUUGAAAUUACUUUAUUAUUUCAUAAGUCAUUUAAAGCAAAGAGACCAAGAGGCACAAAUAAAAUGUCAUAAGUAAA
Messenger RNA from Asterias rubens (European starfish), 3047 nucleotides. RefSeq lists its product as uncharacterized. Bases 144 to 1685 code for a protein of 513 amino acids. The record is from RefSeq and is a predicted model, not a curated record. The transcript is spliced from 2 exons. Lineage: Eukaryota; Metazoa; Echinodermata; Asteroidea; Forcipulatida; Asteriidae.